This is a messenger RNA of Lachnellula hyalina, 1152 nucleotides long. It is a transcript of the gene NDUFAF6, whose product is annotated as NADH dehydrogenase (ubiquinone) complex I,assembly factor. Gene Ontology annotation, biological process: biosynthetic process; mitochondrial respiratory chain complex I assembly. The transcript is spliced from 2 exons. Lineage: Eukaryota; Fungi; Ascomycota; Leotiomycetes; Helotiales; Lachnaceae. The coding region runs from base 1 to 1152 and encodes 383 amino acids. Gene Ontology annotation, cellular component: mitochondrion. The record is from RefSeq and is a predicted model, not a curated record.
AUGUAUGCUGAACAGUUGAGCCUACGGCUGCGCAUACAGACCAUAUCCAGGCCACGAUUGAGGUGUACAUAUGCGACGACUCCUUACAGUACCCCAGCACCUCAUGCCUCUCGAAUAACAGAAGCAGAUGUUGAUGGAGCUAGGUCAUACUGCUCCAAUCUUGUACAAAAGUUCGAUUCUCCCUCCCAUGUUCUCCAAACCUUCGUCCCUCCUCAAGCCCGCGAUGCAUACCUCUCCAUUCGAGCUCUGAAUAUCGAGCUUGCCAGAAUACCAGAUCUAGUAUCAAAUCAAAGAGUUGGAGCUCUUCGUAUGCAAUUCUGGCGGGACAAUAUAACUCGCACAUUCGCCGAUACCCCACCAAAAGAACCUGUUGCCAUCCUCCUCCAUAAUGCUCUUACAUCCCUCAAAAGUAGGCAUCCUGGUAUCAGCACGAAUGUCAUGAAAGGAUGGUUCAUGAAAGUCAUCAAUACAAGAGAGCAGUAUAUCGACAAUCGUCCAUAUACGAACAUGGAGGCGUUGGAGACGUAUGCGGAGAAUACAUAUUCAACCUUGAUGUACUUGACGCUAGCAGCUCUCCCUCUAAACUCAAUGGCAACGGACCAUGUAGCAAGCCAUAUUGGGAAAGCUGUCGGAAUUACUGCUGUUCUUAGAGGCUUGCCACUGAUUGCGUUUCCGCCACCACCGAAUCACCACAACAAUAAUUCAGCGUUCGGAGGCGGUCGCCAAGGAGCUGUGGUAUUGCCCUUAGAUGUAAUGGCCGAAGCUGGAGUCAAGGAAGAGGAGGUAUUCCGGCAAGGAGCUGAAGCACCAGGAUUGAAAGAUGCGAUCUUCACAAUUGCUACGAGGGCCAACGAUCAUCUGAUUACGGCUAAGGAGAUGCUGAAGAAUCUGCAGCAGGGCAAAGAUGCGGGUCAUGAUUUCGAGCACGAGGGAGAAGAAGGUCAUGAGUACGCCGAGCAGAGCUCCACUAGUCGCUCACAGGUUGAUGAUAUUGAGAGAGGAUUUGGAGUUCUUAUGCCAGCUGUGCCAACAAGGUUAUGGCUGGAGAAGUUGGAGAAGCAUGACUUUGACAUUUUCAGACCUGAGUUGCGAGCUAGAGACUGGAGAUUGCCUUGGAAGUCCUAUUGGGCAUACUCUAGGCGAACUUUAUGA